Molecule: messenger RNA, 472 nt
Organism: Effrenium voratum
Lineage: Eukaryota; Dinophyceae; Suessiales; Symbiodiniaceae
Source: the annotation of a GenBank genome assembly
UGCAGGCGGUGGCUGAGACAGAGCCAGAGAAGCUUCGGAAGCGGUGCACGCCACCCGUGGGGAAGCACAACAUCUUUGGGGUGGGCGAGGCCAACGAGGAGGCCGUGCAGGACAUUUUUGACGACCGGGACUUCUAUGUCCAGCUGCUGAAGGAGGUGCUGUCGGGCACGGGCAUCAGCCAGAAGGAUGAGGAGAAGCAGCUCUUGGCGGAGAUCGCGGGGCGGAGGAGCCAGAAGCGAAAGGCCCAGAAGGAGGUGGAGCGCCGGGCCUCCAAGGGUCGGAAGAUCCGCUACAGGCCUAUUGAAAAGCUCCAGAACUUCAUGUCCGGCCGGCCUCGCGGCAGUCUAUCUACUGACAUGGACGAGUCGGAGCCGCUGAGCGAGAGCGCGUGUCAAGCCUUGCUGAGCUCCCUCUUCGCCCCACCAAGGGCCUAGGGCCUAGGGCGCCAUUUGCUUGGAUUGUUGAGAGUCCA